Messenger RNA from Aureobasidium uvarum, 4767 nucleotides. NCBI's taxonomy places the organism in Eukaryota, Fungi, Ascomycota, Dothideomycetes, Dothideales, Saccotheciaceae. The record is from the annotation of a GenBank genome assembly.
AUGGCAGCGACAUAUGAUGUCGGCACCAAGGCCUGGCAGCCCGAUGUCACCGAAGGCUGGGUUGCCUCCGAGGUUGAGCAGAAGAAUGUCGACGGAGACAAGGUCACGCUGGUCUUCCAGCUGGCCAAUGGAGAGACGACGCUGGCCGCCAUCGCCGACGGCAAGGACCCAAAACUGCCGCCGCUGAUGAACCCGACAAUGUUGGAGGCCUCUGACGACUUGACCAAUCUUUCGCAUUUGAACGAGCCCGCAGUGUUACAAGCCAUCAAACUACGAUAUGCACAGAAAGAAAUCUACACAUACUCGGGUAUCGUCCUUAUUGCUACCAACCCCUUUGCCCGUGUCGACUCGCUCUAUGUCCCGGGAAUGGUUCAGAUUUACGCCGGCAAGCAGCGCCAGACACAAGCGCCGCAUUUGUUUGCUAUAGCAGAGGAGGCUUUCGCAGAUGGCCGCAAUCAGACCAUCGUCGUUUCGGGAGAGUCCGGUGCUGGAAAGACCGUCUCGGCCAAGUACAUUAUGCGCUACUUUGCGACCAGAGAAUCACCCGACCAGCCUGGCUCGCGCUCAAAGGGCCGCGUCGAGAGCAUGAGUGAGACCGAAGAGCAAAUCCUGGCCACCAACCCCAUCAUGGAGGCCUUCGGUAACGCAAAGACAACGCGCAACGACAACUCGUCCCGUUUCGGAAAGUACAUCGAGAUCAUGUUUGACAAGAAGACGGACAUUAUUGGUGCGAGGAUCAGAGUAUACCUGCUCGAGCGCUCGAGACUGGUCUUCCAACCCCUCAAGGAGAGAAAUUACCACAUCUUCUAUCAGCUCGUGGCUGGUGCUUCGGACGCCGAAAGGGAAGAGCUUGGCUUGAUACCCGUCGAAGAGUUCGACUACCUCAACCAGGGCAAUGCUGCUCAGAUUGACGGUUUGGACGACGCCAAGGAAUUCAGCGACACCAAGGAGGCCCUGACUAGAAUCGGCGUUUCCAUAGAACAGCAGACUUCGAUCUGGAGAAUCCUCGCCGCUCUGUUGCACAUCGGAAACAUCAAAAUCAUAGCCACUCGCACCGACUCGAACCUCUCCGCCUCCGACGCUUCGGUCGUCAAGGCUUGCGAGCUCCUUGGAAUCGAUGCCGAGAGUUUUGCCAAAUGGACUGUCAAGAAGCAGCUUGUCACUAGAGGUGAGAAGAUCACAUCAAACCUAACCCAGCAGCAAGCCACCGUCGUUCGUGACUCGGUCGCCAAGUACAUCUACUCUAGCUUGUUCGACUGGCUCGUCGAGAUCCUCAACAGCAGUCUGGCCACUCCCGAAGUCCUUCAAAACGUUACCUCCUUUAUUGGUGUCUUGGAUAUCUACGGUUUCGAGCACUUCGCCAAGAACUCGUUCGAACAGUUCUGUAUCAACUAUGCCAACGAGAAGCUACAGCAAGAGUUCAACCAGCACGUCUUCAAGCUCGAACAAGAAGAAUAUCUCCGUGAAGAGAUUGACUGGAAGUUUAUUGAUUUCUCCGACAAUCAGCCUUGUAUCGACUUGAUCGAAGGCAAGCUUGGUGUUCUUGCUCUGCUGGAUGAGGAAUCUAGACUGCCCAUGGGUUCCGACGAGUCUUUCGUUACUAAGCUCCACACCAGUUUCGGCGACAGCAAGUCGAAGUUCUUCAAGAAGCCCCGCUUCGGAAAGUCGGCCUUCACCGUCUGCCAUUAUGCUGUCGAUGUCGCAUACGAGUCUGACGGCUUCAUUGAGAAAAACAGAGAUACUGUGCCUGACGAGCACAUGGAGGUUCUCAGGGCCUCAUCCAACUCCUUCCUUGCCGAGGUCCUCGAGGCUGCUUCUGCUGUGCGUGAGCGUGACACUGCAGCUGCUCAAGCCAAACCUUCUGCUGUUUCAGCUCCUGGCAAGAGACCCGGUGCUGCCACAGCAAGAAAGCCUACCCUCGGUGGUAUCUUCAAAUCGUCUUUGAUCGAACUGAUGAGCACCAUCAACUCUACAGAUGUGCACUACAUUCGCUGUAUCAAGCCCAACGAAGCCAAGGAAGCCUGGAAGUUCGAAGGGCCCAUGGUCCUGAGUCAACUGCGUGCUUGUGGUGUUCUCGAGACGGUCAGAAUCAGUUGUGCUGGAUAUCCUACCAGAUGGACCUACGAAGAGUUCGCCCUACGAUACUACAUGCUUGUACCAUCAACGCUAUGGACUUCCGAGCUCAGAGGCAUGGCCAAUGCUAUCCUUACUCAGGCACUUGGCGGAUCUGGCAAUGAUGCUACAAGCAAGUACCAGCUUGGUCUGACCAAAAUUUUCUUCCGUGCUGGCAUGCUCGCCUUCCUCGAGAACCUGAGAACCAGCCGUCUCAAUGAUGCUGCUAUCAUGAUUCAGAAGAAUCUCCGUGCCAAAUACUACCGUCGUCGCUAUCUCGAGGCAAUUGGUGCUGUCCGUGGGUUUCAGUCUCUCGUGCGUGGAUGCGCCGCACGACGCAAUGCAGACGAUGCGCGGCGAACGAAAGCCGCCACCACAAUCCAACGGGUGUGGAGAGGCCAAAAGGAACGGAAGAACUUCGUAUCUAUCCGCAACAAUCUCAUCCAGUUCGAAGCGGCGACCAAGGGAUAUCUCUGCCGCAAGAACAUUCUGGACACGAGACUAGGCAAUGCUGCACGUACCAUCCAGAGAGCCUGGAGAUCUGGUCAGCAGCGUAAGGAAUGGACCGACUACAGACGCAAGGUUACCAUCGUACAAGGUUUGUGGCGAGGCAAGCAGGCUCGCAAGGCUUACAAGGGUCUGCGCGAGGAGGCUAGAGACCUCAAGCAAAUCUCAUACAAGCUUGAGAACAAGGUCGUCGAGCUUACUCAGUCGCUUGGCGCUGUCAGAACCGAGAACAAAGCUCUCAAGCAUCAAGUCCAGAAUUAUGAGAACCAGCUCAACACCUGGAAGAAUCGUACCCAGGGUCUGGAACAAAGGGCAAAGGAGCUCCAGGCAGAAGCUAACCAGGCUGGCAUGAGCGCUGCCAAGGUUGGUCAGCUCGAAGAGGAGAUGGCCAAGCUACAGCACAGCUACGAGGAGUCUUCAACCAGCAUGCGCAGACUGCAAGAAGAAGAAAAGACAUUACGCGAUUCACUCCGCAUGACCACAGAAGAGUUGGAAAACUCGAGGCAGAGUAUCACAGUCUCCGAGACCGAGAAGAUGUCACUGAGGCAGCAGUUGGCAGAGCUUCAAGACCAGCUGGAGCACGCCAAGCGUGCUGCUCCCGUCAAUGGUGAGAUGACCAAUGGCGCUGCUGGCCAGAUCAGCGGUCUUAUCAAUCUUGUGUCAUCAUCCUCGAAGAAGCCCAAACGUCGCAGUGCUGGCUUCGAGCCUACCAACACCGACAGAUUCAUCUCGAUGGCGUUCGGUGCUACCGCUGGCCACCAGCCGACUCUUUCCGGUGGAUCUACCUUCAGGCCCGACUUGGAGAAUGUUGAAAUGGAGCUUGAGAACUUGCUUGCGAACGAGGAUGCUCUGAACGAUGAGGUCUCUAUGGGCCUUAUCAAGAACCUCAAGAUCCCUUCUCCCGGAUCGACCCCACCACCCACCGACAAAGAGGUACUAUUCCCUGCAUAUCUUAUCAACCUCGUCACUUCCGAGAUGUGGAACAACGGCUUUGUCAAGGAGUCUGAGCGCUUCCUUGCCAACGUCAUGCAGUCCAUUCAGCAGGAAGUCAUGCAGCACGAUGGCGACGAAGCAGUCAACCCUGGUGCUUUCUGGCUCUCGAACGUUCACGAGAUGCUCUCAUUCGUCUUCCUUGCUGAAGACUGGUACGAGGCACAAAAGACCGACAACUUUGAAUAUGACCGUCUUCUCGAGAUUGUUAAGCACGACUUGGAGAGUCUUGAAUUUAACAUUUAUCACACUUGGAUGAAGGUCUUGAAGAAGAAGUUGCACAAGAUGAUCGUUCCUGCCAUCAUUGAGUCGCAAUCACUCCCCGGCUUUGUCACCAAUGAGAGCAACCGCUUCCUUGGCAAGCUCCUACAAUCCAACAACGCACCUGCUUUCAGCAUGGACAACCUACUUUCCCUCCUCAACAACGUUUUCAAGGCUAUGAAGGCAUUCUACCUUGAAGACUCCAUCAUCACCCAAACCAUCACCGAACUUCUUCGCCUUGUCGGUGUCACUGCAUUCAACGAUCUUCUCAUGCGUCGCAACUUCCUUUCAUGGAAGCGUGGUCUGCAGAUCAACUACAACAUUACCAGAAUUGAGGAAUGGUGCAAGAGCCACGAUAUGCCCGAGGGUACUCUCCAGCUUGAGCAUCUCAUGCAAGCCACCAAGCUUUUGCAGCUCAAGAAGGCGACACUCAACGACAUUGAGAUUAUCCAGGAUAUCUGCUGGAUGCUCUCGCCCAACCAAAUUCAAAAGCUUCUCAACCAGUACCUCGUCGCUGAUUACGAGCAACCAAUCAACGGCGAGAUUAUGAAAGCCGUCGCCUCUCGCGUCACUGAUCCCAAGACCGACGUCCUUCUCCUUCCCGCCGUCGACAUGGAUGACAGCGGUCCCUAUGAAAUCGCGGAACCCCGUGUCAUCACAGCACUUGAGACCUACACACCAUCAUGGCUGCAGACACCGCGACUUAAGCGCCUAGCAGAGAUUGUAUCCGCUCAAGCAGUCAUGCAACAACAGCUUGAUGCUGGUGGUGCCAUGGCCAAGGAAGCAUAUGAGGGAGGUGAAGAUGGUGAGGGAGGUGACAUGGGUGACUGGAGUCAAUUGAAUGGACAGAACGGACUUCAUCAACAUCAUAGCAACGAGCAAGAAGCUGGGAUCUAG